AUGUCUUUCACCGACUUUUCCAAGAUUGAAACCUUGAAGAAAUUGAACACCUUCUUGGCUGACAAGUCCUACGUCGAGGGUACUUCUGCUUCUCAAGCCGAUGUUGCCGCUUACAAGGCUUUCCAACAAGCCUACCCUGACUUCUCCAGAUGGUUCAACCACAUUGCCACUAAGUCUGGUCAAUUCGAGACCUUGCCAGCUGCUGCUACCAAGGCUCCAACCGCUGCUGCCGACGAAGAAGAAGACGACGACGACGUCGACUUGUUUGGUUCCGACGACGAUGAAGUCGACGAGGAGGCUGAGAAGUUGAAGGCCAAGAGAUUGGCAGAAUACAACGCCAAGAAGGCUGCUAAGCCAAAGCCAGCUGCUAAGUCCAUUGUCACUUUGGAUGUCAAGCCUUGGGACGACGAGACCGACUUGGAACAAAUGGUUGCCAACGUCAAGGCCAUCGAAAUGGACGGUCUAACUUGGGGUGCUCACCAGUGGAUCCCAAUUGGUUUCGGUAUCAAGAAGUUGCAAAUCAACUUGGUUGUUGAGGAUGCCAAGGUCUCUCUAGAUGAUUUGCAACAAGCUGUCGAAGAAGAUGAAGACCACGUUCAAUCUACCGAUGUCGCUGCCAUGCAAAAGUUGUAA
Molecule: messenger RNA, 633 nt
Organism: Lachancea dasiensis
Lineage: Eukaryota; Fungi; Ascomycota; Saccharomycetes; Saccharomycetales; Saccharomycetaceae
Source: the annotation of a GenBank genome assembly